Molecule: messenger RNA, 4269 nt
Organism: Macaca mulatta (Rhesus monkey)
Lineage: Eukaryota; Metazoa; Chordata; Mammalia; Primates; Cercopithecidae
Source: RefSeq, a predicted model, not a curated record
AACUCCUGGAUUUCAAGUGAUCCACUGCCUUGGCCUCCCAAAGUGCUGGGACUACAGGAAAGGCUUUGGUCCAUGCUUUCCCCUUACGCCUUUGUCUCCUGAGUGACCUUGGUGCUUCCCUAUGUGAUGUGCAGUUUCUGAGGAUGUAAGUCUUGUAAUUUGUAUCAUUAAUUCGAUUUGCUCAACUCUUGAGCUCCUUCAGGCUGGGGAUUAUGUCGAAUUCUGACUUGUAGAGAGGAGUGAGGCAGUGGAUGAAGCUAGUUCUUCAAGCAUUGAGAAAACUACAAACUGGAUUCAGCUGCUGGGUUGAACGACAUAGACACAAACCUUGACGAACACUUCACCCCUGCCUCCAGGAUGAAAGGGGGAAACCUAGACCUGAAUGGGUUUGACCAUCUCACAACUGUUUGCGUGACAACCACAUUCAUGGCAGAUUCUUUUCUAAGCAACUCAAGUUUGCAGUGAUUCAGGCCUACUUCUGAAGAAACAGCCUUUUAUCUCAAUGAAUGACACAGAAAAACCAGCAGAUACUGCCUCUGAGGAAGAGGACUUUGGUGAUCCAAGGACAUAUGACCCAGAUUUCAAGGGGCCUGUUUCCAACAGGAGUUGUACAGAUGUUCUGUGCUGUAUGAUCUUCCUACUGUGUAUUGUUGGCUACAUUGUUUUAGGACUUGUGGCCUGGGUACAUGGGGACCCCAGAAGAGCAGCCUAUCCUACAGACAGCCAGGGCCACUUUUGUGGCCAGAAGGGCACCCCCAAUGAGAACAAGACCAUUUUGUUUUACUUUAACCUGUUACGCUGUACCAGUCCCUCCGUGUUGCUAAACCUACAGUGCCCUACCACACAGAUCUGUGUCUCCAAGUGCCCAGAAAAAUUUUUAACCUAUGUGGAAAUGCAACUUUUGUACACAAAAGACAAAAGCCACUGGGAAGACUACCGUCAGUUCUGUAAGACCACUGCUAAGCCUGUGAAGUCCCUCACACAACUUUUACUGGAUGAUGACUGUCCAACAGCGAUUUUUCCAAGCAAACCUUUUCUCCAGAGAUGUUUCCCUGACUUCUCUACCAAAAAUGGCACUUUAACAAUAGGAAGUCAGAUCGUGUUUCAAGAUGGAAAUGGAGGGACAAGAAGUGUUAUCGAACUCAGGGAUGCUGCGAAUGGUAUCAAUAAACUUCUUGAUGCAAAGUCACUUGGAUUGAAAGUGUUUGAAGACUAUGCAACAACUUGGUAUUGGAUUCUCAUUGGCCUGAUGAUCGCCAUGGUCCUUAGUUGGAUAUUUUUGAUACUUCUGAGGUUCAUAGCUGGAUGCCUCUUCUGGGUCUUCAUGAUCGGUGUGAUUGGAAUUAUCGGUUAUGGAAUAUGGCACUGUUACCAACAGUACACCAAUCUUCAGGAACACCCACGUUCUGUAUUAACUGUCUAUGACAUCGGGAUUCAGACUAACAUAAGCAUGUACUUUGAACUGCAACAAACAUGGUUCACAUUGAUGAUAAUACUCUGCAUCAUUGAAGUGAUUGUCAUCCUCAUGCUGAUCUUCCUCAGGAAUCGAAUCCGAGUCGCCAUUAUCCUGCUGAAGGAAGGAAGCAAAGCCAUUGGAUACGUUCCUAGUACAUUAGUCUAUCCAGCUUUAACUUUCAUUUUACUCUCAAUCUGUAUUUGCUACUGGGUCGUGACAGCAGUUUUCUUGGCGACAUCAGGGGUACCCGUGUACAAAGUCAUAGCUCCAGAGGGGCAUUGUAUACAUGAAAAUCAAACCUGUGACCCAGAGAUUUUUAAUACAACUGAAAUUGCCAAAGCUUGCCCUGGGGCUCUGUGUAACUUUGCUUUCUAUGGUGGAAAGAGCUUGUACCAUCAAUACAUCCCUACCUUCCAUGUAUACAACUUAUUUGUCUUUCUCUGGCUUAUAAACUUUGUCAUUGCAUUGGGUCAGUGUGCCCUUGCUGGUGCAUUCGCUACUUAUUACUGGGCCAUGAAAAAACCUGAUGACAUCCCACGAUAUCCACUUUUUACUGCAUUUGGGCGAGCCAUACGAUAUCACACAGGAUCCCUAGCAUUUGGAUCUUUAAUUAUUGCAUUAAUUCAAAUGUUUAAAAUUGUCCUAGAAUACUUGAACCACCGUCUUAAACGUACCGAGAACACAUUGUCUAAAUUCCUACAAUGCUGCCUGAGAUGCUGCUUCUGGUGUUUGGAAAAUGCAAUAAAGUUUUUAAACAGAAAUGCCUAUAUUAUGAUUGCAAUAUAUGGCAGAAACUUCUGCAGGUCAGCAAAAGAUGCUUUCAAUCUGCUGAUGAGAAAUGUUUUAAAAGUUGCAGUUACAGAUGAAGUUACAUACUUUGUAUUAUUCCUGGGGAAAAUUCUAGUUGCUGGAAGUAUAGGUGUUCUGGCCUUCCUAUUCUUCACACAAAGACUGCCAGUGAUUGCACAAGGACCAGCAUCUUUAAAUUACUACUGGGUACCUUUGCUGACGGUCAUUUUGGGGUCUUACCUGAUUGCACAUGGGUUCUUCAGCGUCUAUGCAAUGUGUGUUGAAACAAUUUUCAUCUGCUUCUUGGAAGAUUUAGAAAGAAAUGAUGGUUCUACUGCAAGACCUUAUUACGUGAGUCAACCUCUGCUGAAGAUUUUCCAGGAGGAAAAUCUACAAACUAAGCAGCAGUAGAAGAGCAAACUGGUCGUCCUACAGCUGUGUGUUACCUUUUCUCCAUCUGCUGUGUCCGUGCAACAUUUGUUUCAUAAGUGCUUUGUGUUUAGCAACACUGUAUUUACGACCUUGUUGGCUUGCAUUUGCAUGUUUUAUACCAAAGCUUAUACUGUAAUAUGUGAAGCCAUCAGAAAUCGCAAGGGAAUUGUUAAUAACAUAAAACAUUUUUAUACUAAGAUCAUUUGUUUUGUAAUUCAUUUUUAAAGAGUGGCUUGGAUGUUUUGAAAAUAAUACUGAAUAUGUUAAUAUUCUUUUAAAUCUUAGAUUGAAAAAUGAUACAUUAUUUAAAUUGAUAGCUCCUAAUAUAUUUUUAAAAUUAAAACUAAAAGACUUCUUCUGCAGGGAAAAUUGGUCAGCAAAGUGAAAUUAAAAAGUUUAAAGCUUUUCCCACUCUUGUUGGACAGUAAAUCAGUGAAAGGACUGCCCCACUUCAGAGUUUGCUCUCUUUAAGUAUAGAAUGUUUCCUCUUAAACAAAUUGCCAAUCAUCCAGCCUUUACUACUUCGCCCUCUGACAAAGUGCCUUACUGGCUAUUUAAUAUUACCCAGCUUUUAUGGGCAAGUUUACAAACAUUGUUUUUAAAAAAAUUAAAACCUGCAAUGUUUCGUGAUUAAAACAAGUCUUCUUGCAUUUGUUUCACUCUUAGCUCACUGAUUGGAAAACAUUUGUCAUUUUGCUCUGUUUGAUAUCCUCACUAUUAUGGAAUACAUUGUGCAGCUAAACAAUUUCCCUUGCGCCUAGUGGACAUUCCUGAAUGUGUACUACACGCAAGAAGAAACAAACCCCGAAAGAACACUUGUUGGAUUUCCUUCUUUCUUUCUUUUAUCUUUUUUUUUUUUUUUUACUAAAAGAGAAGUUUUAAAAUGAAAUGUUUUCUAUAGUAGAUCUUUGAAAAUACAGUACGUAUAAUACUGCAUUUCUCAGUGUUUUACAAAGAUCAGAAAGGGAAUCUUCUAGGAAUUACAAAGGGAAACUUUACUCCUCGAGAGGGUGCUCACAGAUGUCAUGUACUGAAUAGCUCCCUUUUAAAUGAUCAUUUAUUUUCAUCAAAGCCUAUUCUAUAUAUGCCAUUUCAUUUUCUAACUUUUGGUAUGAAAAAAUCAGUUUACUUAUAAUAGGUUAGUUGUAUUGUGCUACUAGAAACAGGAACAUAAUUUUCAAUUCAGUUUUAAAUAAUUUUACCAGUACUACUAACUUUUAAGGAAAUUCAUUUGGUUACUCCGUGUUACAGAAAGAGUUCAUAAAAGUAUUCACCCUAAGAGAAUGUCAAUCAUAUAAUGAUAAUUUGUGAAAGCUUUGAGAGUCAAUCAUCAGUAAGUUACUAUCAGUUUAUAAAAUAUUAUCACAUUUGUUUAAAUGUGACUUUAGAUACUUUUAUGCCAAAAAUAAACCCACAUGAGCACAUGACAGUCUGAGCUCUAUAAUCAGUGUGCUUCUGCUGUGCAGAAAUGUUAGAAAUGUAUUGUCUAAAUAUCUUUGAUAAUUAAAAUGUUUAAUAUUUAAUGAAAUUUGUUGUUACUUAUUGUUUUAAAACUAUUUGUUUUUUCUUUUAAUAAAGAUUUAAAUAAGAAA